Quercus lobata is the source of this 2773-nucleotide messenger RNA. RefSeq names its product serine/threonine-protein kinase SRK2J-like. NCBI's taxonomy places the organism in Eukaryota, Viridiplantae, Streptophyta, Magnoliopsida, Fagales, Fagaceae. Bases 561 to 818 code for a protein of 85 amino acids. The transcript is spliced from 3 exons. The record is from RefSeq and is a predicted model, not a curated record. Gene Ontology annotation, biological process: protein phosphorylation. Gene Ontology annotation, molecular function: protein kinase activity; ATP binding.
AGGCCAUCAGUGUUCUCACUUCUCACUUCUCUCAACUGUCAGGUCUCACGCCUCUCAACUCUCACGACUCACCGUCAAGCGGCCUCACCGUCUCACACUCUCACCCACUCUGCGAGUCACGCGGCUCGCCUCUCUGCCUCGCCCUCUCACGCCUCUCUGCCCGCUCACUCUCUCUGCCUCCACGCACGCCGCCACGCCCACGAUCACGCCCUCAAGCAUAACGGCACCACGCCCACGAUCUUCUCUUCGCCCGAUCAAGGUAUGGUUCAAUUUCAUUUUUCAUUUUUCCCUUUCUUAAAUAAAUAAAAAAAGGCUGUAAAUGGUUAUUUGAUAUGAGCUAUGGUUUAUGAUUUUAAUGUUUUCGGAUCUGGGUUUUUUGGGGGGUUUUGGUUGUGACAUUAUUUUCUUUGUGCGAUGAAUUGAUUGUUUGAUAUGAGUUACUGUUUAUGAUUUAUGUUUCAGAUCUUGUUCCUUUUUGCGGUUUUUGAUUUUAUUUGGUUUCUAUUUGUUUUGAGUGAUUGUUUGAAGGAAAAUAUUUUACCUCCUUCAAUUAAGACACAAUGGAAAUGUACAAGCAAGUGAUAUAUCUAGGGUAUGGGAGCUUCGGAGAGGUAUGGCUUGUGGAAAACAAAAAGACCACAGAACUCUUUGCCAUGAAAUGCAUUCAGUGUGGUCAACAGAUUGAUAACUAUGUGGCUAGAGAAAUCAUAAUCCAGAAAUCGCUUUAUCAUCCCAACGUAAUUCAAUUCAAGGAGAUAAAACUCACGUCGCUCCGAGACUCAGAUUUGUCAACGUUUCGAGUUUCAAUAAUCUAUUGAGAUCAGAAAUAUUCAUAAGUAAAGACAGGAAGCUGCGAGCCAUUCACCUGAUAUUAGACUACGAGCCUCUGUCAAAAUCAUUCCAGGAUGUGGGCUAAGCAAUAAGAGCCAACGACCCCAGAUUAGCCCGCAUUGACGUUUUUGUGCCUUGGUUCUUGGCUUGAGACCUUCCACCAGUGGAGCUGUCUUUUUAACGCCUUCCCAAGGAAGUAGCUGCUCCGAAGGAGGAAACAACCUCUUCACGUCUAUCUCUCGAGGCCGAGAUUGACCAAUUUUGCCUUGAAGUAGAAGGUGAAGUGCCAGAAAGGCCAGUUGAACUCUCAAAUUCUGAAACUGAAUCUGACAGGUUUUUUGCGGCCCAUUCUUCGAGAUUAGUUGUUUCCUGGGUUGAUAAUAGUUUUGAAGAAGAGGAAGGGAUGGAACUGAAUACGAGGAGAGGCCUGAAAGCUUUAGUUGUUGGGAAAACAAGGGGUCCUCGUCUAAGGAGGUCCCCAAGUCCCAAAUUCCAGCCAAUCUUCCCCUUCACCCUCCUUCCCCUGUAACCACAGUCGGACUGCUUCCUUGUCCGGAUGAAGAAAAAGAGAAAAGUACAAGAAGUGGAAGAGGGCAAGAUGGUUUCUUUCAAGGGGGCCAAGCAAUCCAAAAAUGUUAAGGACAAACGGGCUUCCUCCUUGGAUAGUAGGGAGGAAUUUGGUGGGGCUAAGGUGCGUCGAGGGCCAUGCACUUGGACCCAUCGGAUGGAGCUGGAGAGUGCCCCCAUCCCCUAGGACGCUACAAUUUGGGAGUCUCAGAAAGGGCACACCUCCUACUUUGCUGUAGAGCAGCCUUUUCUCCUUUCUAGAGACAUGGAGGCUCUUAGGCGCACGAGGCAACCAGACCUCUUCAUGUCAUUGAAGAGGGACCUUGCUAUGGUUAGUUAAUCAACACCUUCUUGAGUCAAAUACUAAGAUACGCUUUCAUUCAUUAUAUGUGUAUAUAUAUAUGACCCCUUUGUUAUUUUUGUGCAAGUUACCCAACAAGUUUUUGUGGCUGAGGAGUGGGUCCGAAAUGCUCGUAAUGAGGUUAGGGCUAAGGCCCAUUUCUGUGCUAAGGUUAAGAAGGCCCUUAGAGCCCUCAAGCAAGAGCACACGGAGUUAGCUGACAAGCUGACUACUGUAGAGAUGGCGCAUUUGAGUGCUGAGGCCGACUUGAAGAAUGUCGAGGCCCAGGCUGAGGACCAACGCCAGUUGCUCCACGUGAUUGAGAUAGACCUGGCCACCUGGAAACAACUAGUAUUGGACUUCAAGGCUGAGUUGCAGGAAGCCAAGGAUGCAGCUCAGGUGGUGAGGAAAGCUUCUGAAGCCGCGGAGAAAGUAGCCUACGAAUGUGGGGUACUGGAAACGGAAAACCGGCUGGCUAAGGAGGUGGCCGGAGUGUGCAGGGAUUACUGCACUAAGACAUGGGUAGAGGCGCUUAACUGGGCGGGGGUCCUUGCUGACUUCGAGCUGAGGAAAGCUAAGAGCAUUUUCUUUCCUGAAGACAUACAAGAGGCUCUAGCUGAACUCCCUCCUCCUACUGCUCUACCCCUUCCUCCUCCUGAGCAAAUCUCCAGCAUCCAAGCCCUUUCUAUUGAUGUUGAAGUCUCAGCAGGGGCAGGUAAGGGUAAGAAGGUCCUAUCCUCAGCCAAGGACACUCACUCCGAGGACGCCCUUACGAUUAAGGAUGUGGUCUCCUAGGCUAAGGAAGUCAAGUCUAAGUCUAAAGCUGAGGAUGCAAAGCUCAAGGCAGCUAAUUCCAAAGAUGGCCCUCACCCAAUAAAGGAGUAGUUGUAGGAUUUUUUUAUUUUAUCUUUCUGUCAUUUUCUUUUGUUGUGACUUUUGCCCCCGCUUGUAAUGUACCUUCUUUUUAUCUCUUAUGUCUUUACUUUAUAUGCUUUCAAGCUUAUUACUAUUGCAAAUAACAUCGAAUUGUUGCUA